UCUCUCUCUCUCUCUCUCUCUCCCAUAGCCAAUUAUAGCCCGAGCUCAACAAUGAUAUCUGAAUUGCGCAGACAAAUAUAAACAGCUAAAAUGAAAGUAACGACAGAGAGAAAGUUUGGAUCCAGGUUAGUUGGAUCUAAGUUUUAGAGUAGUAAACGUUUACACGCGGACAUUUGUACAGCAGUGAAAUAUAAACAGGUGCUGAACGGAUCGGAGCGCGUUCUCGAAAGGCGGAAUAUCUGCACCGACCACACGGAUCCGAUGAGUCUGGAAUGGUGUACUGAUAGUUCAGGCCUCAUGCCAUGAAGCAUUCAUAUCAACUGCUGCUGGCCCUGCUGGUCUGGAUGCUGCUCUUCCUUGCUGCCUUCAUCUACCUUUUUAAAUUCCAGGUGGACCAUCCGCACAUUUUCCUCACUGAAUCUCAACACCCAGACUCUGUUCAGCAUAAUUACCGAAACAGUAUGGCAUCCCGUAACAUCAGCUUAGGUUUGCAUGCAGAUAGGAUGGGUCCUUUCCAGAGCAGGCGAGUGUUUCGACUUCCUCUUACUGGAGUUGAGCUGCUUCAUUUUAGCCAUGCUCGGACAGAUUUUAGGAAGCACAUUACAAAUCCUCGGAAACGUUACUACAGAGAUGAGACAUGGUCGGUGGUUCGUGGUCUGUGGAAGGGACAAGGGUCCUUCAAAAUGCUAAGUCAACCACUUCAGCAAGCCAGGAAAGACUAUGUUCACAACAACAUGCACAAAGUUCUCUACAAAGGCCAACAAAAGGCAGAUAGGAAUAGGCAGGAUUUAUUGUGUCAGAUAAAACAGAAAGCCCAAUUCCAGACUCUAGAUAGCUCUGAGCAGCCCUUUGCUCGUCUAGGCUUUCAACGGCUGAUUCCAGCUCAGCCCCUUCAGCAGGCGUACAGGACAUGUGCUGUGGUAACAUCGGCAGGGGCAAUCAUUAACUCAUCACUGGGACAAGAAAUUGAUUCCCAUGAUGCAGUGCUGCGUUUCAAUAAUGCCCCCUCCGAGGGCUAUGAAAGAGAUGUGGGCAGCAAGACAACCAUUCGUAUCAUUAACUCUCAGAUUCUAGCAAAACCCCAACACAAAUUCAACAGCAGUUCACGCUAUAAGAAUAUGACUUUGGUAGCCUGGGAUCCUGCUCCUUAUAAUGUUGACCUGGAGAAGUGGUACAAGCAUCCUGAUUUUGACUUGUUUACUCCAUACAUUGCACACAGACAGAAGUUCCCUGAGCAGCCCUUUUAUAUCAUUCAUCCUUCCUUUAUCUGGAGACUCUGGGAUAUAGUGCAAAGCAACAUGAAGGAGAUCAUUCAGCCCAACCCUCCUUCCUCCGGAUUUAUAGGUAUAGUCCUGAUGAUGAGCCUAUGUGAGCAGGUCGAUGUGUACGAGUACAUCCCUUCUAUGAGACAAACAGAUUUGUGCCAUUACCAUGAGGAAUACUACGAUGCGUCCUGCACUUUUGGAGCAUACCACCCUCUGCUUUACGAGAAACUCGUUGUCCAGCGCAUGAGCACAGCUUCUGAGGAUGACCUCAAGAAAAAGGGAAAGGUCACACUGCCAGGAUUCUCUAACAUCAUCUGUCCAUCGUAAUUUCUUGCUCCAGACUUGGCAUAAUGAGAUUUAUGAGUGUCCAAGAGAGUUCAGACCCCUCAGACUUAAAAACUAAACUUGACGCUCUAUUCACGUCCAUUCACACGCAAGCUCAUGCUCAAGAUUUGUUUUCAACUGCGUACCACAAUUCAAAUUUGGAGAAAUCUUACAUAGCCAACAGACAUUUGACCAAUAAAGGAUCUACAGUACGUGUCACAGAUUGAGCUUUUGAAUGAAUUAUAUAAGAGCACAAACUUUAGAGCUGCAUGGUUUGUAUAAGUUAAGUAAGGCUGCAUACUGAAGGGCUCGUGUGGCUGCAGAAUGAAUGGGGGUUGUACGCCGGACGUGUCUAGAGGACAACACAUCCUAAAACACAAAUAGUUUUCUAUGAAUGUACACACACCAGCGCCAACAGAUGCUGAGCGGACGAUUUUGGUUUUACCGCUUGAAUGAAGCCUAUUCUAGCCUGUAUAUAUAUAUUAUAUAUACACUACCGGUCAAAAGAUUUGAAGCACUUACUAUUUUUUUCACAUUUUAGAAUAAUGGUAAAGUUAUCAAAACUACAGAAUAACAUAAAUGGAACUAUUGGAAUUAUGUUGUGACUAAACAAAUCCAAAAUGAAUCAAAACUGUGUUUUAUUUUAGCAUCUUUAAUGUUGUCACCGUUUGCCUAGGAUUUGCAGACAUGCACUCUUGAUAUUUUCUCAAGCAACUUCUUGAGGAAUCACCCUGAGAUGCUUUUUAAACAGUAUUGAAGAGUUCCCAUCUGUGUUGAGCACUUAUUGACUGCUUUUCUUUAUUAUUUAGAUAAAUGUUUAAAUGUUAAUGAUCAUGAGAAAUAUUUCAGUCAGGUGUUUCAAAAGUUUUGACCGGUAGUGUACACACACACACACACACACACACACACACACAUAUACACACACACUCACUCACUCACUCACUCACACACACACUCACUCACACACACACACACACACACACACACACUCG
Messenger RNA from Xyrauchen texanus (razorback sucker), 2581 nucleotides. RefSeq names its product ST6 beta-galactosamide alpha-2,6-sialyltranferase 2b (gene st6gal2b). The transcript has 6 exons. Gene Ontology annotation, molecular function: sialyltransferase activity. Lineage: Eukaryota; Metazoa; Chordata; Actinopteri; Cypriniformes; Catostomidae. The record is from RefSeq and is a predicted model, not a curated record. The coding region runs from base 303 to 1592 and encodes 429 amino acids.